UCAGUGACGUGGACUUUCAUUGAGCAGUCAGAGCUCCAAAAAUAACAGAUUUACUAGCCUGUCCGUAGUUUUUCACUCAGUCCUGUCACAUUUAAAAGCCGAAGUACUAAUUUUCUUUUCUUCGUACGUCCCAUUUGAACUCAGCGGUGUCACAGCUUUCUUAACAGUGUUUAUUUAAUUUCUAACCGUGCUGUGUGUUUCACAAAGACUUCAGGAUGAGUAAAAACAGCAAAGUGUUGAACCUGAAGGAUAAAAUCAGUGGGAAUGAAGUGGACUUGAGCCUGUGUAACCUCACUGAGGUGCCAGUCAGAGAGCUGGCUUUCUUCACCAAAGCAACAGUUCUGGACUUGUCUUGUAACAACAUUUCCUCCCUUCCUCCGGAGUUCUGCAACCUGACCCACCUAGUGAAGGUGGAUCUGAGUAAAAACCAGCUGACCUGUUUGCCAGAUGACCUGGGGAACCUGGCCAGCCUUCAGCAUCUGGAUCUGUACAACAACAAGCUAACGGUUCUGCCUGUCAGCUUCUCUCAGCUCAGGAGUCUGAAAUGGUUGGAUCUGAAGGAUAACCCGCUGGAGCCCAGCCUAGCCAAAGCAGCUGGAGACUGUCUGGAUGAGAAACAGUGUAAGCAAUGUGCCUCAAAGGUUCUGCAGCACAUGAGGGUUAUUCAGGAAGAGGUUGAUCGUGCACGAGAGAAACGCCUUUUAAGGGAAAAAGAGCUGGAGAGGAAGAAGGAGGCAAAGCAACGGGAGAGGGAGGCCAGAGAGAAGGAGGCUCGUAAGCGAGAGAAGGCGGAGGAGAAGGAGAAGAGGAGGAAAGAAUACAAUGCUCAGAUGGCAGCCAUGGCUGCGCGGGAACAACAGAAGAAGAAAAAUGAGGAGAAGAAGAAAAAGAACGGACAAGCAGCAGCGGAUAAAAAGGUGGUUGAAUCAGCUCCCAAACCUCGCCGUUCCCUCAUUGGCCUUGUGUUCAAGUUCCUCGUCCUGCUGCUCCUCGGACUGGCCGGAGUCGCCGCAGCAUGCCGACUGACCGACCUGCAGAAAGAAGCCAUGUGUGUUCCAGUCAACGUCGCCGUAGACGACGGCCUAUCCUGGGCCAGAGAGCAGGAGGGCGUGGUCAGACAGCUGGUGUCCAAUCUGUCCUCCGCAGCGAAGGAGUUUCUCGACUCCACACAAGCCUCUAAGAAUUAAAACUAUCAUCUGUGUGCAUCAGCUCCAGGAGCUGCAGGUUUCCUCUCUAACCUGUGAAUUCUGGGAUUUUUUUAAUAUGCUGAAAUCAUGAUUCUCAUGCAGAUGGGCAUUCCUGCGUCCAGUCACCCUGUUGGUGGUGCUGGGAGGUGGAGUCUGUGCAGAAAGACAAAGGGGGGUGGACAGAUGUGUUAAAAUCAUCUUAAAUUCCUAUGGAAUUGUUGUCGCUCUUGUACCCUCUUUGUACUAAAGCCUGUGUUUUUUAAGAAUAAAAUCUGUCUUAAAUGUC
Cheilinus undulatus (humphead wrasse) is the source of this 1473-nucleotide messenger RNA. RefSeq names its product leucine rich repeat containing 59 (gene lrrc59). Gene Ontology annotation, molecular function: protein binding. The transcript is spliced from 8 exons. Bases 216 to 1187 code for a protein of 323 amino acids. NCBI's taxonomy places the organism in Eukaryota, Metazoa, Chordata, Actinopteri, Labriformes, Labridae. The record is from RefSeq and is a predicted model, not a curated record.